Molecule: messenger RNA, 1869 nt
Organism: Westerdykella ornata
Lineage: Eukaryota; Fungi; Ascomycota; Dothideomycetes; Pleosporales; Sporormiaceae
Exons: 4
Coding region: 1-1869 (622 amino acids)
Biological process (GO): intracellular iron ion homeostasis; copper ion import; iron ion transport
Cellular component (GO): plasma membrane
Molecular function (GO): ferric-chelate reductase activity
Source: RefSeq, a predicted model, not a curated record
AUGCUUACCAACGCAUUUCUUCUCUCGCUGUCUGCCUCGGUGGCAUUUGCUCAAGAGUCUGCCAAUGCCCUGGGAAGAAGAGACGGAGGAGCUGCUGCUGGUGGUGGUGGUGGAGGAGGAGGAGGAGGAGGAGGCGGUGGUCACGGAGGACAUGAAGGACCCACCCCCGCCGACUUCAGGAACGUCGAUGUUCAGCACUAUCUUGGGUACAUUUGGGUGGCCUUCGUCGGAGUCUUUGCCCUCUACCAGAUCAUCUUCCACUUCGUCCGCUACAUCCGGACCGUGGCAUGCCUCAACAACGACACCCAGAGGUACUUUGCCGCGCCGCAACCGACGUACGCGUGGUUCAAGAAGAACUGCCUGGAUGCGCCCCUAUUCAGGACGCGCCACCACCGCGAGUUCAAGCUGUCGACUGCUAUCAAUGUUGGAACCCUGCCAAGCCGUCUGCAGACCUUCCUCCUCGUGGGAUACUUCGCCACCAACGUCGGAUUAUGCUUGUGGAGAAUCGACUUGAGCAAGGGUUAUUCCAUCGUCGCUGGGGAGAUCCUCUCCCGCACCGGUAUCAUGGCGGUCAUCAACAUGAUUCCCCUUUUCCUGCUGGCAGGACGCAACAAUCCCAUCAUCAACCUCACCGGCAUCUCAUUUGACACAAUGAACCUGAUCCACCGAUGGUUCGGACGGAUCGUUGUCCUGGAAGCAGUUGCUCACGCUGCUGCAUGGAUGGCCAACAAGGUGCACACCAAGGGAUGGGAAGCUGUAAAGGCAUCCAUCACUCAUAGCGAGUUCAUCAUGACCGGUUUCAUUCAGGCUGUUGUGGCAUUCGUUUUCCUGCUUUUGCACUCGCCUUCGGCCAUCAGGCACGCCUUCUACGACACCUUCUGGCACUUCCAUUUUGCAGGCGCCCUCCUCGCGGUCGUUGGUUUGUGGUUCCACCUCAAGGGUAGGCCCCAGCUGCUCAUGCUGUACGGCGUUGCCGCCGUGUGGGCUUUUGAGCGUACUAUCCGCCUCGUCCGCCUCGUCUUGCGGAAUGGCGGCAACGGUGGCACAAAGGCCGUCGUGGAGGUCCUCCCAGGCGAUGCCCUCCGCGUUACAGUGCGCAUGGCCCGCCCCUGGAAAUUCCGCCCUGGUCAACACGCAUACCUCUUCAUACCGUCGGUCGGGUAUUGGACCAAUCACCCCUUCUCGCUUGCCUGGAGCGAGGAGGAGGAGACCGGCACCGGCACCAAAAUCGAGGGUUUGCCCAUGAACCGCCAAGACAUUCUGGGAUUGCAGAAGACGAGCAUGUCUUUCAUCGUGCGACGCAGAACCGGUUUCACAGACAAGCUUUACAAGAAGGCCGAUCGCUCUGCUACCGGCAAAUUCACCGCUAAGGCAUGGGUGGAGGGUCCCUAUGGUGGCGAAACCUUCUCCUCGUACGGUACCGUCAUGCUAUGGGCUGCUGGCAUAGGCAUCACGCACCAAGUCCCGCACGUGCGUGACAUCGUCGCCGCCUAUGCCAACGGCACCACCGCAACGCGCCGUCUCACCCUCGUCUGGAUCAUCCAGUCGCCUGAGCACCUCGAGUGGAUCCGCGAAUGGAUGAUGCAGAUCCUCAACAUGCCGCGUCGUCGCGAGAUCCUGAAGAUUCUGCUGUUCGUGACGAGACCCAGGAACACGAAUGAAGUGCAUUCUCCCAGCGCCAGCGUGCAGAUGUAUCCCGGCAAGCCGAAGGUGCAGGCCCUGAUUGACCAGGAGAUGCAGGAGUCGAUCGGUGCGGCGUGUGUUAGUGUGUGCGGGACGGGCUCGUUGGCGGACGACAUCAGGCGCGCGGUGAGGAAUAGGGAAGAGCAAUGGAACGUCGAUUUUCGCGAGGAGUCGUUCUCGUGGUAG